GUCAUUAAGUUUGGUAUUUAAAGGCCACAAAAGUAAGGUGAGUGAUACUAUCUACAGCAAUGGCUUCUCCAAAAUUGCUUUUCAUCUCGUGUUCCAUUGUUAUAUACCUUUUUUCUCUCACCAUUGCCCAGAAUGAACUGCUGUCGAACGUCUGUUUAAAUGACAAGGGAAACUUCACCGCAAAUAGUAGUUACCAGGCAAACCUCAAUCGCCUCCUCUCCUCUCUCACUUCUAACAAUGAAAUCGACUAUGGCUUCUACAACGCCUCGUAUGGCCGAAAUACUGACAAAGUUAACGCAAUGGCACUUUUUAGAGGAGAUGUUAAGCCGGAUAUCUGCCAUAGUUGUAUCAAAAAUUCAUCUCUUCAGCUCACAAAAAGAUGUCCCAACCAGAAAGAAGCCGUUGUAUGGUACGACGAUUGUAUGUUAAGGUACUCAAAUCGUUCCUUGUUUGGUAAUAUGGAAUAUACGCCUUAUGCUUGGAUGUAUAAUGUGAAUAAUGUGUCGGAAGUGAGUCAAUUCCGUGAAGUCCUGGGAAAGUUGUUAAAUAACUUGACAAAAAAAGCAGCCUCUGGUGGUCCUCUUCGUAAGUUUGCAACAGGAAAUUCAACUACGCCAAGCUCUCAGUCCAUAUAUGCACUUAUGCAGUGUACUCCCGACUUGUCUGAGCAGGAAUGUGUUGACUGCCUAAAUAAUGCGACUUCAUUGAUUCCGCAAUGUUGUGAUGGAAGACAAGGAGGGAGAGUCAUUGCACCUAGUUGUAAUUUUAGGUACGAGAAAGGUAUUUUCUAUGACUCUACAGUUUAUGCGGCAACACCCUCACCCUCACCCUCAACAUCAUCAUCUUCACCAACACCAUCACCACAAUCACCAUCAUCGUCUUCACCAACACCAUCACCACAAUCACCAUCAUCGUCUUCACCGACACCAUCAUCAUCACCAGCAAGUCACCCGGCAGCAUCGGAAGAACCCACGCAAUCUCCACCUCCACCUCCGUCGCCAACUAAUUCUGCAACACAGAGAGUAUUCGCAGGAAGAGAGAGUAACCUGUCUCAAACUGUUGUCCACAUUGCAGUUCCAUUGUUGAUUUUGCAAUAUUUGUCUUCUACUUCGGCAUUUUUUUAGAGUAAACAAAGCUGUAUCAGUGUCAUUCACCAUUUAUGCAAAA
This is a messenger RNA of Pistacia vera, 1167 nucleotides long. Its product is annotated as cysteine-rich repeat secretory protein 38-like. The transcript is spliced from 2 exons. The record is from RefSeq and is a predicted model, not a curated record. NCBI's taxonomy places the organism in Eukaryota, Viridiplantae, Streptophyta, Magnoliopsida, Sapindales, Anacardiaceae. Bases 60 to 1124 code for a protein of 354 amino acids.